Marasmius oreades (fairy-ring Marasmius) is the source of this 1169-nucleotide messenger RNA. RefSeq lists its product as uncharacterized. The record is from RefSeq and is a predicted model, not a curated record. The transcript is spliced from 10 exons. Lineage: Eukaryota; Fungi; Basidiomycota; Agaricomycetes; Agaricales; Marasmiaceae. Bases 57 to 932 code for a protein of 291 amino acids.
CUUUAACUUGCCUGCUUACCCAUCGUUGCUCAUUUCUUGUUAACCAGACCGUCAAAAUGACAUUAAGGAUUGGCUAUGUUCGGGAACACUUCUCAUCUCCCCUCCUUCAAUUCGCGGAAGACGACCAAGAACAAACUUUUAGUCUCGUCGAAUGUCCCAGUGGAACAGGCCAAUUGAUAUCUCGACUGACAAAUGACGAGAUUGAUGUAGCGAUUGCACUUACAGAUCCUCUCAUCUCCGGAAUUGCGAACGGUUCAAAAGCUUACAAGCUGGUGGGAAGCUAUGUGUCUACUCCGUUGAACUGGGCGGUGAUCGCAGGCAAAGAAUCACAAUACAACAACAUUUCAGAUCUCAAGGAUACUACCAUUGGUAUCUCACGCAUCGGAAGCGGGAGUCAGACCAUGGCAUAUGUCAUGGCCCUCCAGCAAGAUUGGCCUUCCCAAGGCAUGAAAUUCAGAGUGAACAACGAUAUCCGGGGGCUUAUCACAUCUGUCAACGAGGGAACUUCCAGUGCAUUCAUGUGGGAAUGGUUUACAACGAAACCAUUCUUAGAUGCAGGCGAAGUAAGAUUUAUUGGAUCUGUACCCACGCCGUGGCCAUCUUGGUUGAUUGCUGCACAACCAUCGGUGUCGUCAGAUUCUCUCAAAGCAUUCCUAAGCACGCUGUCGACAUACGUUCGUUCCUUUGACUCGCCUGAGAACCGGUCCGGUAAGAAUGUCGAAUUCGUCAAGGCGAAGUUCGGGUACCCGGAAAACGAUAUAGUGGAUUGGCAGAAUACUGUCGGUUACCCAGACGAUUGCCUGUCAAUUUCCAAGGAAGUUAUCUCUGAAACUUUGCGAGUUCUCGAAAAUGCUGGAGUGGUAACAGCACCCGAGGGCGGAUUUGACAUUGGUAAUUUCAUAAAACCUGACGUCGUCAAAUUGAUAGACUAGACUUCUCAUCGCUGCGAACGGUCAUCUGGUUUCCUGCUCUGCAUCGGCUCAUGAUCAAGCUGGUGGUUUCCUGUUUGUCGCCUCUGUCGUUUACGUCCGGGCAGGGAAAACCAGAAGUUCUAUGUUUAACUCCAAUGUCAGAAUAAGCUAAACAUUGACUUGAUGUGUGUAUGUAUGAACAUAAUUUUGUCCGUAUUAUUGCGAAAAGAACAGAACAGAGCUAAACCACUGUACGUC